AUGGCAAGGGCCUUUAAACUUUUCGUUAUUCUUCUAAGUGGUUUUCUUGAAUUUCCCUUUAUUGGGUUUCAGGGUAUCGUCUUUAUCGGGAUUCUUGUUAUUUAUCGUACAGUCGGUCGGAGAGCGCAUUCGGUAUGUGUCCACGGCACAAGAGUUCAUCUUCAGUGCGUUUGUUGCGAGCAGCGAUUUGUUCAGGUGUAUCUUCAUCGGUUACUUCAGGCAGCGGUUGCAAAUUCGGAUCUAGGGAAACUGUUCGCCGAGGAAAAGGUCAAGGCUGUAAUAGAUUCGUUGGGUAGGGACAAGGCUUUGAGUCCAGAUGGCUUCCCUAUGGCCUUCUUCCAGGUUUUCUGGGAAGUUGUGAAAGGUGAUGUGAUGAGUUUCAUGUUGGAAUUCUAUGAGAGGCGUCAACUAUUGGAUGGGACAGGGACUUUCUUCAUUGCAAUCAUUCCGAAGGUUGUUGGUGCCGAUAAGAAGGACUUCAAAUCAAGAAGCCUAAUUGGGAGGCUUUAA
Magnolia sinica is the source of this 510-nucleotide messenger RNA. RefSeq lists its product as uncharacterized. Bases 1 to 510 code for a protein of 169 amino acids. The transcript is spliced from 3 exons. NCBI's taxonomy places the organism in Eukaryota, Viridiplantae, Streptophyta, Magnoliopsida, Magnoliales, Magnoliaceae. The record is from RefSeq and is a predicted model, not a curated record.